ACCUUCUCACCUAUACAGCCUGUCACAUUUUGCAUUAACCAAAGACCACAACAACACUCUCAAAUCGGAAAACCUAAAUCGGAAAAAUGAGGCAAUUCGAUCCAUGGCCAGUGUUCUUCCGCCGUGAAUGGAGCCGUAACUGGCCGUUUCUCGUUGGUUUCGCCGUCACCGGCGCUAUCAUCACCAAGAUGUCCCUCGGUUUCACUGAGGAGGAUGCGAAGAACUCCAAAUUUGCGCAGAGGCACAAGAAGUAAUUGAGUCUGUAUAUGCUCAGACUUCUUGCUAAAUGGAGGCUACUUUAUCAGAGGCGGCCUUUUCCUUUUUCUGUUUACUUCAUUUUCUAGACUGUCAACGAUUAAUACAUGUUGCAUAAAAUCCCUCAUGUUGGGAUAAAUUUGGAAGCUGUCUAUGAA
Messenger RNA from Lycium ferocissimum, 413 nucleotides. RefSeq names its product ATP synthase small subunit 6, mitochondrial. Lineage: Eukaryota; Viridiplantae; Streptophyta; Magnoliopsida; Solanales; Solanaceae. The record is from RefSeq and is a predicted model, not a curated record. The coding region runs from base 87 to 254 and encodes 55 amino acids. The transcript has 3 exons.